CCAAAGACAACUUUCGGGGAACGUCAAUUCUUUAUAAUUGUGUUUCAAGAUGGUGUGCAUAACAUUAGCGGCUGCAGCUAUACUCAGCCUUUCCUUAACACCGCACGUGACCGCCCAAGAUGACCCGUCAAUCCUUCUUGGGGAGAUAGGACGAGCCUCAAACGAGAGCUUGCUAUGGGGCCCAUACAAACCCAAUCUAUAUUUUGGAGUGAGGCCGAAGAUACCAAAGAGUCUCUCGGCGGGGCUUAUGUGGGCGAAGGUGGAUAACUUUCAAGAUGUACAGCACAAUUUCAGACAUACAUGCGAACAAAAUGAAGGGAUGGUGGGAUAUGGCUGGGACGAGUAUGACGUUCGCAAUGGCGGCCAGCAGACUGUCCAUGACGCGGGAAACAAUAUUGAUAUCACAACCUCAUUCGUCAAGAUCCCAGGUGGAAAGCAUGGCGGCAGUUGGGGAGUGCGGGUAAAGGGGACGCCUCGAGAAGAUGCACCAGAUAUGUUGAUGACGGCCAUGGUGUUUUAUGCUACAUUAGAAGGGCUUGGAAGCUUGGAAGUCGAGAACAAGCCCGACAAAUUGGGAUACGAAGGCGAUGUGACGCUGAAGGGAAGCUCUGCUGGACUUGGAGAAUACAAGUUACUCGUUACGAAAGGAGAGGGCCGCCAUCCAACGGAAACUCACGAUUCAUACAAGGACAAGCCGCUGGACCGAACAAUGGUGCGUUCGAUGACCGCUGCAGAGGAAAACCUAUGGCAGAUCAAGCCACUCUUUUACCAAGAGUUGAAGGGCCAGAUCGAAGGAUAUGUGGAGAAAUACACAGUUGAGGCCAUGCCGCCCCCAUGGCAGGUAUACACACUACCCAACGAUGCGGGAAGUGGAAAUAUACAGAUGGUCCAGAAAGUAUUCGAGGGACCAUUCGAGUUCGAUAUCAUGUUUUCCAGUGGCUCAGCUACGAAGGAGGUUACCAGCGAAGAUCUUACGGAGGGAAUAGAAUCGGCGAGCAACUCUUUCGUAGAGAAAUUCGGCGAUGUAUUUGACUUGAAGGCACCAUACAACGGACCUAAAUACGUCCAGUUUGCCAAGAGCAUGUUCUCCAACCUCUUUGGAGGCAUUGGAUACUUCCAGGGCGACGAAGUAGUCGACCGCUCUUACGCCCCAGAAUACGACGAGGAGAAUGAGGGUUUCUGGGAAGAGGCCGCCGAGGCACGGGCGAAGAGAAGAGAGCAGCUCGAGGGCCCGUUUGAGCUUUACACAAGCGUCCCCUCGCGACCAUUCUUCCCGCGUGGAUUUCUUUGGGACGAAGGUUUCCACCUUCUGCCUAUAGCCGACUGGGAUAUGGAUGUCGCCCUCGAAAUUGUUAAGAGCUGGUUCAAUCUGAUGGACAGCGAAGGCUGGAUUGGCCGCGAGCAAAUCCUCGGCAACGAGGCUCGCAGCAAGGUCCCUCCGGAGUUCCAAGUCCAGUACCCGCACUAUGCCAACCCCCCAACACUCUUUUUCAUUCUCGACGCCUUCGUUGAGCGUCUCUCGAAGCCAAAUGAGUCCGCAAUCACAGUGGAAGAAUCUCCCAAGCUGGGCCAAGCGGGCCUCAACAGCGCCCACACCGACAACCCUGAAGUCGCGAACCAGUAUCUCCAGGCAAUUUAUCCGCUCUUGAAGAAACAGUACCAUUGGUUCCGCCGCACCCAAUCUGGCGAUCUCGCGACGUACGACAGAGAGGCGUUCCCCUCAAAGGAAGCGUACCGCUGGCGCGGCCGCACCGUGCAACACGUCCUCACCUCUGGUCUUGAUGACUAUCCUCGUCCACAGCCACCCCACCCUGGAGAGCUCCACGUCGACCUCAUCUCGUGGAUGGGUGUGAUGGCCAAGUCUCUUAAGAACAUCGCUACCUACCUUGGCGAAACCCAAGAUGUGGCCGAAUUCACGCGUAACGCGAACGGCAUCUUGCGCAACAUCGAUGAUCUGCACUGGAGCGAGAAGGAGAAGACGUUCUGCGAUGCGACUAUUGAUGAGUUCGAGGAGGACGUCCUGGUGUGCCAUAAGGGAUACAUUUCUAUCUUCCCGUUCUUGACUGGACUGAUAGAGCCCGAUAGCCCACGUCUAGGCGCUAUUCUUGAUCUCAUCGAGGACCCAGAGGAGCUGUGGACUGAUUUUGGAAUCCGCAGUUUGAGCAAGUCAAACAAGUUCUACGGCACAGAUGAGAAUUAUUGGAGAGGUCCGAUUUGGAUGAAUAUGAACUACCUCGCUGUGCGAGAACUACUCAAAAUAGCGCAGUCAUCCACUUCCCCUCAUGCCAAGCAAGCCGGCAGCAUCUACAGCCGUCUCCGCCACAAUCUCGUCUCGAACGUGUAUAAGUCUUGGAAAGAGACCGGAUUCGCAUGGGAGCAGUACAACCCCGAAGAUGGACACGGGCAGCGAACCCAGCACUUCACCGGAUGGACCAGUCUUGUGGUAAAGAUUAUGGCGAUGCCGGAGCUGGAAGCCGGGAAAGCCAGUGGCGAGGAGGGCCACGACGAAUUGUGAGAAGCGAGAAGUUAUGCAAUCGAGUGGGCCUAGGUCCUCCGGUUUGUAUGGUAGCUACUGUGAAAAUUUCGGUGUAGCCUCUGAAAAUAGCUUCAAGAAUUCAUAGACUCACGCAUUCGUGACGACCAGUAACUAGAGCACAAUAUAACUCGUAAGACCAGGAGUUUGCAUAUGAUAGUUGUACUCGCGUAUCCUCCCGUAUGGACUCUGAUAUUUCUCAGUCAUCAUCUCCUUGAAGUGAAAAGUGAAGAGCCUGGCGAAUAUCCCAAAGAGUGCCGAGGUCUUGGUUGUUGCGCAAGACGCGAAUGGUCUUCCAGGAGUUGCCAUUUGGUAGCUUUCCCUCCACACGGCCAUCGGCCUCUACGGCAGCUUUGCACAUGCGCUCAGGCCCAUUGAUUUCGGUGAUUAUAUCCUCGUCGCCUUUUGAAAACUUUGAGGCGCCUGGUGGUAAAGAGCAUUGUAGGACCCUUUUGUGUCCCGAACCUUGGACUUCGAUAAACUUGAUUUCUUUCUCGAUAAAAACUUUGCCAAUGGUUCUCUGGAAUAAGAAUAUGUCACCAGGUCUGAUAAGCUCACGGGUGACCAGGUCAUCGAACUUUAUGGAGCUAGAAAGCCCUGUAAGAACGUUGCUUUGGAGCUUCUGCUUUACUCCCCAGAACAUUUCGUACUCGUUAUCUUUCCUAUCAUCAAACUCUCCAUCUGCACGCUGUUCAGAUGCUGCCGCGGCUUCCUCAAGCCAUCUGGGCUCGUUGCGGCCUUCGGCAAUGUCUUCUUGAGCACGACCCAGGUAAUGGGCCCAGUUUUGAUCAAACUUCAAGAAAUUUUCACUAAUGCGGAGUUCGCCCUCAAUUUCAUCAAUAACAUGCGAGUUUUCUGGUAGCAUGCUAAUAAGCUUAGCUUUGGUUUCCUUGUCAAGGAUAUUCCAAGCUUCCGGGUUUGAAAAGAGCCCCUAUUGCCCUUGAUCAGCACAUAUCUCCAGCGGUGACAUGAGCCAUACGGACCUUUAAGUUUGCAUUGGCCAACGGAGACUUGGGGUUCUGGAGAACAUUUUCCACACUCCAAAUGCCCGUUCUGGCCUUCUUGGCCUUCUUAGCAGUCUGCGAGCUUGCCUGGUUCCUCUGUGGACGCUUUGCAGGGCUGACAGCAGAAAUCGCGGCGGAUAGCGGCCCAGUAUCUGAUGCCUCCUCAGUGGCGCUGGUACACUGUGAGCGACGUGAACCAGGCAUCUCAUGCUUCUGAUCAGUUGUCAAAUUGUUAGCAUCGUGAUCAGUGCUGUCUUCAGCAACGAAUUCUUCCAUGCUGUCCAUUAAGUCUGCGAGAGCUUCAUCCCCGUGACUGGAAUGUGGCAUCUCCGAGCCAUCAUUGGACGCAUACAUUUCGCCUGUAGCAGACUUUGCAUCGGACUCAAUGUUGGAUUUGGUUGAUUCUCCUUCUAUUUUCGACCGCUAUUAUGGCGUAGCCAUAAUCUCUAGACGCAUGAAAGUAGGAAAUGUUAAUGGAGCAGCUAGACUCCUAGUAGAAUAUCUCCACUCUGGGAGUAUAAACGGCGCUUCGGCACAAAUCGCUAGACGUUUUUGAGGGACAAUAUGUACGAAAUGAAAGUCACAAGAGCAAAC
This is a messenger RNA of Pseudogymnoascus destructans, 4131 nucleotides long. It is a transcript of the gene CWH41, whose product is annotated as Processing alpha glucosidase I. Gene Ontology annotation, molecular function: Glc3Man9GlcNAc2 oligosaccharide glucosidase activity. Gene Ontology annotation, biological process: oligosaccharide metabolic process; protein N-linked glycosylation. The transcript has 3 exons. Bases 50 to 2515 code for a protein of 821 amino acids. Lineage: Eukaryota; Fungi; Ascomycota; Leotiomycetes; Thelebolales; Thelebolaceae. The record is from RefSeq and is a predicted model, not a curated record. Gene Ontology annotation, cellular component: endoplasmic reticulum membrane.